Messenger RNA from Petromyzon marinus (sea lamprey), 2076 nucleotides. The record is from RefSeq and is a predicted model, not a curated record. Lineage: Eukaryota; Metazoa; Chordata; Hyperoartia; Petromyzontiformes; Petromyzontidae.
UUCAAGUGCAGUGUGUGUGGGAAGGCAUUUGCACGUGCAUCUGCUCUUGUAGAACACCAGAGAACUCACACGGGAGAGAAACCCUUCAAGUGCUGUGUGUGUGGGAAGGCAUUUGCACGUUCAUCUGCUCUUGUAGAACACCAGAGAACUCACACGGGAGAGAAACCCUUCAAGUGCAGUGUGUGCGUGAAGGCGUUUGCACGUUCAUCUCUUCUUGUAGAACACCAGAGAACACACACGGGAGAGAAACCCUUCAAGUGCAGUGUGUGUGGGAAGGCGUUUGCACAUUCAUCUGCUCUUGUAAUACACCAGAGAACACACACGGGAGAGAAACCCUUCAAGUGCACUGUGUGUGGGAAGGCAUUUGCAUAUUCAUCUGCUUUUGUAAUACACCAGAGAACACACACGGGAGAGAAACCCUUCAAGUGCAGUGUGUGCGUGAAGGCGUUUGCACGUUCAUCUCUUCUUGUAGAACACCAGAGAACACACACGGGAGAGAAACCCUUCAAGUGCAGUGUGUGUGGGAAGGCGUUUGCACAUUCAUCUGCUCUUCUAAUACACCAGAGAACACACACGGGAGAGAAACCCUUCAAGUGCACUGUGUGUGGGAAGGCGUUUGCAUAUUCAUCUGCUUUUGUAAUACACCAGAGAACACACACGGGAGAGAAACCCUUCAAGUGCAGUGUGUGCGUGAAGGCGUUUGCACAUUCAUCUCUUCUUGUAGAACACCAGAGAACUCACACAGGAGAGAAAUCCUUCAAGUGCAGUGUGUGUGGGAAGGCAUUUUCAUGCUCAUCUGCUCUUGUAACACACCAGAGAACACACACAGGAGAGAAACCCUUCAAGUGCAGUGUGUGUGUGAAGGCAUUUUCAUGCUCAUCUGCUCUUGUAACACACCAGAGAACACACACAGGAGAGAAACCCUUCAAGUGCAGUGUGUGUGGGAAGGCAUUUUCAGAUUCGUCUAAUCUUAAAACACACCAGAGAACACACACGGAAGAGAAACCCUUCAAGUGCACUCUGUGCGGGAAGGCGUUUGCACAGUCACCAAAUCUUCAAGCACACCAGAGAACACACACGGGAGAGAAACCCUUCAAGUGCAGUGUGUGUGGGAAGGCAUUUUCACGGUCAUCUGCUCUUGUAACACACCAGAGAACACACACGGGAGAGAAACCCUUCAAGUGCACUGUGUGUGGGAAGGCAUUUUCAGAUUCAUCUACUCUUAAAGCACACUGGAGAACACACACAGGAGAGAAGACUCACACAGGAGAGAAACCCUUCAAAUGUACUGUGUGUAACAAGGCAUUUGCAUGGUCAUCAGUUCUUCAGACCCACCAGAGAACACACACGGGAGAGAAACCCUUCAGGUGCACUCUGUGCGGGAAGGCAUUUGCACAGUCACCACAUCUUAAAGUACACCAGAGAACACACACGGGAGAGAAACCCUUCAAGUGCAUUGUGUGUGGGAAGACAUUUUCAGAUUCAUCUGCUCUUGUAAAACACCAGAGAACACACACGGGAGAGAAACCCUUCAGGUGCAGUGUGUGUGGGAUGGCGUUUACACAGUCAUAUAAUCUCGUAUUACACCAGAGAACACACACGGGAGAGAAACCCUUCCAGUGCAGUGUGUGUGGGAAGGCAUUUUCACGGUCAUCUCUUAAAAAACACCAGAGAACACACACGGGAGAGAAACCCUUCAAGUGCAGUGUGUGUGGGAAGACAUUUUCAGAUUCAUGUAAUCUUGUAAUACACCAGAGAACACACACGGGAGAGAAACCCUUCAAGUGCACUCUGUGCGGGAAAGCGUUUGCACAGUCACCACAUCUUAAAGUACACCAGAGAACACACACGGGAGAGAAACCCUUCAAGUGCACUCUGUGUGGGAAGGCGUUUUCACAGUCACCACAUCUUAAAGUACACCAGAGAACACACACGGGAGAGAAACCCUUCAAGUGCAGUGUGUGUGGGAAGGCGUUUGCACAGUCAUCUCCUCUUGUAACACACCAGAGAAUACACACAGGAGAGAAACCCUUGAGGGUCUCUCCGCCCCUGGCCAAGCCUUCUGGAACUCUCUAG